AUGUCGAUCGUUCUUUUUUUCCCCUACCCUCGCUUUCAACAUCGUAGUCUUUGCGCCACCGAUCCCCCCAAAUUUCCUUUCCUUUCUUUUUCCUCCACAGUCGACUGCCGUAUAGAUUAUUCAGGAUUUCAAUUAAUUCCCUGUGUGUGUGUUUGUGACCUUACCGCGCGCACAGGCCUUAUUUUCCACGCUCUUAAAUGUGUGCUUAUACCCUUGUUCCCGCCCCAUCAUCUAUCACUACAUCAAUCGUCACAUUGUAUCUAUCGCACUAUUGGCAAUAGGCUAUUGGCAUCGCGAUAACCAAUCAAGGAUCGUGACCAUCAAGAAAGUAGGGAUUUCAACACGCCUGCAUGUUCGUUCAGGCCACUUCCCUCAUCCUCAACCCCAUGUCUCCCAUACUGGUUGCUUUUCCGUCCUUUCUUACCCCUCUCUCCGAAACUGUCUUCAGUUUUGCCUGAUCACACAAAAAAAAAGAAAGAAGAUGAGAGAAAGAAUCCCUGAAAACUACCGAUCGCAUAAUCUACAAUGCUGGCCCGAAAUUGCCCGUAUCGUGUUUAAUGCGCUGACUGGCUUGCGUGCUACCGCUUGUCUUCACUCAAGGUUGGUGAACGGAAUCACGCAAACGGCGAACGUCUGUGAUAUACCGGGUUUGCAUCAACUA
This is a messenger RNA of Periconia digitata, 661 nucleotides long. Lineage: Eukaryota; Fungi; Ascomycota; Dothideomycetes; Pleosporales; Periconiaceae. The record is from the annotation of a GenBank genome assembly.